Messenger RNA from Paramecium octaurelia, 3132 nucleotides. Lineage: Eukaryota; Ciliophora; Oligohymenophorea; Peniculida; Parameciidae. The record is from the annotation of a GenBank genome assembly.
AUGGACUUAGGCGAACUUCACCAUCGACUUUGCAAAAAGAUUGCUCAGCUAACUAAAGUUAUUUUCUUCUUGAACACCAAAAAUGAUGAAUAUGAAAGUAAUCUCAAAGCAGUUGUUUAAGCAUAUGAAUAAGAAAUGGAUUAGAUUGUAAAAGAGUAUCAAAUUCAAUUUAUUUUUAAGUGCCAAUCAGAUCGUACUUACUUACAAGCAGGCAUUAGAUAAGUAGAACAAAAAUGAUGAUAUUUAAUAAGAACUAAAACAACUUCAAGAAAAAGUGCAAGUAGAGAAAUAGACUGCAUAAAUUGAAUAUUCUUAAUAUAGGAAAAGGAUGGAAGAGAAAGAAUAAGGUCUUGUAACUCAGUAUGAAAAGAAGAUAAAAGAUAUUUAGAAGGAAACAGAAUUUUAAAAAUAAAAAUUUGAUGAUCUUUCAAAGUAAGUUGACAAAGUCAUUAUGAAAUAAGAGGAGUUAAGGAGAGGAUCCUAGAAAUAGUUGGAAGACACUAUUAAAGAAUGGAAGGAAAAGUAUGAUACACUUAUGAGAAAAAAACUUGAAUUGGAUGAUUAAAUAGCAGAUAAAGAUAGACGACUCCAGAAACAAUAAUUAGAAAUUGAUGAUUUAUUGAAAAAGAUAGAGGAAGAGAAGAGAAAAUCUAAAGAGGCUUAGGAUAGACUGUAAGAUUUGAUGAAGUAAAAUUUCGAUUAAAAAUUGCAAUCAUUAUAAAAUGAAAUAAAUUCACUAAAAUAAGAAGUUACCAAUCUUAAAAAUUAGAAGGAUGAUCUUACUAAGCAUAACCAUAAUCUUUCCGAUGAAAUUCAUCAGCUUAAAGAUUAGAUUGCUAAACUUACUCUUGAUCUAAAGGACAUUGGAUAAAAAUAUUAACAAUCUCAAACUGAAAUAUUGUCAUAGAAAAAUGAAAAUAGUAAAUUGAAAUAGACAAACAGCGAUUUGGAAGACAAGAUUAAGUAACUUAAUUCAUAAAUUGAAAAUCUUAAAUCCUAAUUACACGCUUAUUAAUAGGAUGGAUCAAUGAAGGAAACUCAAUUAACUAAGUAGUUAAGUGACCUUGAAUAAUAACUUAAAUCAAAAGAUUUUGAAAUAAGAGAACUUCAUAUUAAAUUGAAUGAAUUAUAGAAGAAGGCAGAUAUGCUGCAAAUGGAAUUAAAUGCAGUUAGAGAUGCAAGUGAUAGGAGCAACAGUGAUAAAUUAAAAGAGAUUGAAGAGUUAAAGAAGAAUGUCAGAAGAUUGGAAGAUGAAAUUGAGAAAUUGUAAAAUUAAGCAAAAAAUUAAAUGGGAGAAUUAGAAAAAAAUUUAUUGAAUAAGAUUGAACAAAUUGAGGCAGAGAAAAGAGAAUUAAUUAAACGAUAUGAGGAAAAAAUAUAAAAAAUUACUACUGAAUAUGAAUUAAAAUUAAAAGAAUUAAGGGAAGAAUUAGAAAAUAAGAUUAAAAAUUUAGAGAGUAAUCAUGCUUAAGAGAUUGAAUCAAUUAAAAAUGAUUUUAAUAAAAGAUUGAAGCAACUAGAGUAAUAAUUAAAUGAUGAAAGGGCUAAUGUUGAAAAAUCUGCUGGCUAAGCAAUUAAUGAUUUGAAAAACUAAAUUAAUUAAGCCAAUCUUAAAAUAUCAGGAUUGGAAAGUGAAAUUUAAAAUUUGUAAAAUAAAAUCAAAGAGUUAGAAUAAACUAUUAUUUAUAAUCUCAAUCAAAUAACAAGCAAAGAAUAGGAAAUCAAAUAAUUAUUGUAAAGAAUUGCUGAAUUAGAAGAUAAAAUUAAAUAAAUACAAUCAGAAGGCUCAAGCAAUUAAGGAUAAUUAUAAACUAGAAUCUAAGAAUUAGAAUAAUAAAUCAAAUAACAAAGGAUUGAUCUAUUGAGGGAGAAAGAUGAACAAUUAAACCAAUAAAAGCUAUCCUAUGAAUAAUAGAUAGAUAGGUAUACAUAUAAUUUAUUUUAAUUAGCUUGAGAUAAUAAUAUGAAGCUGAAAAAAAAUAAAUAAAAGUAGAUUUUGAACGAAAAUUGUAGUUAAAAGAAGAGGAAAUUGCAAGGCUUUUAUAAUAAAUCACCUCUCUCAAAAAGGAUAUGGAAACUGGAUAAGGGGAUUGGGCAAGAAGAUUAAAAUUAAAAGAGGAAGAAUUUGAGUAAAUGCUAAAGGAAAUUAACUUAAAACACAAUUAUGAGAUAGAAGUAAGAAAUAUAGGUUAUUUCUCUAGUUGCUGGACAAAAAGAAUACAUAAAUGAAAGAAUAAAUGAAAGUAUAUUAUGAAAAAGAAAUCUAAUAAAUAAAAGAUGAUUUAAAUGUAGAAACUCAGAAUAAGUUAAAUUAGUAAGCAAGAGAAUUUGAAAAUUAAAAAUAAUCGCUGAUUAAAAACUACGAAAAUUAAUUAUAAGAUGUUUAAUAAAGAUAUGAGAGAUAGUUAAAUGAUAAAAUUUCAGAAUUUGAAAAUAAACUAAAAUAGUUGUAAAAUAAACUAGAAUAAGAGUAAUCUGAUCAUAAAGCAACUAAAGAUAUUAUCUCCGAUCUAAGAAGGUAAUUAGAAAACUCUUUAGAGUUAAACAAGAACACUUCGGAUAAAUAUGAACAGUAAAUUAAGAUUUUGUAGUAAUAAAUUAAAGAUUUAAAUAUCAAAUAUCAAUAGGCUGAAGUAGAAUUUUCAAAGCAAAUAAAAGAAAAGGAUGUAUGGGUAUAAUAGAUGAAAGAUGAAGCUAAAUAAUUAGAGCAAUAAUUACGACAAUCUCUUAACUAAUAAUUAAAGGAUAGCUUAAUAAAAUAAAAAGAGUUUGCUGAUAAUUUAAAAAAUGAGUUUGAAUAGGCCCAACAAUUACUAAUGUAAAAGUUAUAGAUGCUUGAGGAAGAGUACUUAUUAUUAUUAUGAUAGUUAUAAAGAAAUAACUCGUCUCUAUGAAGAAAGACCUAGUCGACCUGAAGAUUUAGAAUUGAUUAAAUAGUUAUAAUCCUAAGUCAAUUUGAAAGAUGAGGAGAUCAAAAAGGUUAAUGAAUAGAUGAAAUACUUUAAAUUAGAAUUAAUUAAUAGAGAUAAUAACUACAACAAAAUGUUCAAUGUGAACCCAACAAUAGGAACACUCAAUGUUCUAGAAAAUAAAUCUAAACCAUAAACAGGUAAAAUGCAAUAAAAGAAAUGA